Molecule: messenger RNA, 708 nt
Organism: Musa acuminata subsp. malaccensis (wild Malaysian banana)
Lineage: Eukaryota; Viridiplantae; Streptophyta; Magnoliopsida; Zingiberales; Musaceae
Source: RefSeq, a predicted model, not a curated record
UCUACCCAAAGAGCAAGCAUCUCCCAUGGCUUCACCAUACUGCGGCCUUCCUCGAAUCCACUUCUUGUCCACAAAACCUUACAGGAAAUCAAUCAGAUCAGCGCCUUCUCCUCGCCUUUCGACGCAACAGGAAGCGCCAUCGAGGAAGAGAUGCCUCAGAUGCGGAGAGCUUUACCAAGACAGUGACAACUCCCCCACAGCUUGCUCCUUCCAUGGCCACACGACAGGGGAGAAAGGGCUGUUCUCGUUGGCGCCGCCGCAUCAGGGGAUCGACGGGGAUUGGACCGACAGAAGCGGCGUGAUCGUCUACAGGUGGAACGCGAAGGAGAACAGGCCGAACACGGGGAGCGCCAACUGGAAGAAGAGAUGGAGCUGCUGCGCCGAGUACGACGAGAACGCGCCGCCGUGUCGACGGGGGCGGCAUGUCUCCUACGACGACGGCUUCACCCUCUACUGAUUUCCCCUGGUGAUCCACCGUUACGGCACUGAGUGGCUGAGACUGAGAGUAUCGCAAGCCACCUUAUCCGAUAGAGGUGAAGGAAAUUACAGGUAAUUAAUUAAUUAGACGAAAAUUACGAGUAAUUAUAUCAUGAAAUGUCAAAUUGCUGACAUUAGUCCACAACCGUCCAUCCGAGUCUUCAUUUGAUCUCAAUCGUCCGUAUAUGGAUCAAAUAAAGUGAACGGCUCAGAUUAAAAAGGUGUUUAUAA